UAUGGAAAAAACAACAACACAAUUUACAGGGCAGAAACAGUUUUAGAAAUACCGCGAAAACGUGAACGUUAUCAAAUAAAUAACAGAAGAGAAAAACCAAAAAAGUUUAAAAAAAAUGGCAUCAGCUUCGCAAUCUUGCCAUACAACACCUAAAAUUCCCCAAGUCAGUGAAGUACCGCAGCGUGGUUCUGUCAUUGGUGCUAUUAAGAAAGCAGUAUUUGUUAUUGGAACUGCAUUGAUUUUGUUUGGAACAGUUCGAAACACCAUUACAUGGUAUUUUGAAUUAAUAUGGGGAUCAUCAAAAGAUUUUUGGCAAAGUAAAUGGCAAGCGAUUCAUGAUAUGGUUGGUGGUGAUGAAGUAUUGUUGUCCAUCGUUGGGACAAAUUUGAUUGGAAUUUUGGUUUACUGGAUUGGAGGUGCAUUUUUCUGCUUGGUCGACUUAACUGGAAGACCAGCGUGGGUCUUAAGAUACAAGAUUCAGGAUGCCAAACAAGUUCCGGUUGACAAAAGAAAAUUUGCAAAAGCAGUUCUUCUUGUGCUAUUCAAUCAGACAAUUGCCAUUCCAUUUUCCGCCUGUUUUUACUAUCUCUACAAAUGGCGUGGUUGUGCUUUUGGUCGUGAACUACCCAGUUUUCAUUGGGUGCUUUUUGAAAUUGGCAUGUUCACUUUGGUUGAAGAAUUCCUAUUUUAUUACGCACACAGGUGUCUUCAUCAUCCCCGUAUUUACAAGUAUAUCCACAAGAUUCACCAUGAAUGGACAGCUCCAAUCAGUAUCACCGCAGUUUAUGCUCAUCCGAUUGAACAUCUUGUUUCGAAUGUUUUCCCUGUUCUGAUGGGUCCAUUGGUCAUGGGCUCUCAUAUUGCCACCAGUUGGUUGUGGUUUUCCCUGGCUAUUUUAACAACUCUUGUGUCACACUGUGGCUACCAUCUGCCAUUACUACCAUCUCCAGAGGCCCACGAUUACCACCAUCAGAAAUUUAACCAGAACUUUGGUGUUCUUGGUGUCCUUGAUUGGCUUCACGGGACUGACGCCAUCUUCCGCCAAUCACGUGCUUAUGAUCGUCACGUGUAUUUCUUCAAUGCAACUUCCAUGAAGGAAUUGUAUCCCGAUGAUUCUGGCAAAGGAUGUAAGAAAAACUAAAUAUUAAUAAAGCAUAUUGACUCUUAUUAUUGCUGAACGUGCUUAAUUUGUGAAGCAACCAGUUCAUAUUUAUCCAAAAGGGAAAAUAUAUCUAUGUAUAUAGUGUUGUAUCUUAGUAAAGGGCCUGCGUAUCGAAAGAUCGUUGUAAUAUAUCCGAAUGAAUACAAGCGUGCUUAUAGGAGUAGAUGAUGUUUCACUGUGUGUAAGGAAAUUUCAAGCAAAUAUUUUUAUUUAUUUAAAGCAAAGUAUGUGAUUGUGUUCGACUAGCAUCACUAAACAUGCACUUGUACAUGCAUACAGUCUUUCUCAAUCAUGAUGCGGUGCUCAUGCUGAUGUCCACCAUGACAUGCACAUCGCAAAGAAACUACUCUCACUUUGUCUUGAAUGACCGGGAUCCAUCAACAUCUGCAGGAUGUUUGC
Molecule: messenger RNA, 1561 nt
Organism: Dendronephthya gigantea
Lineage: Eukaryota; Metazoa; Cnidaria; Anthozoa; Malacalcyonacea; Nephtheidae
Product: fatty acid hydroxylase domain-containing protein 2-like
Exons: 8
Coding region: 116-1141 (341 amino acids)
Biological process (GO): sterol biosynthetic process
Molecular function (GO): C-4 methylsterol oxidase activity; iron ion binding
Source: RefSeq, a predicted model, not a curated record